UUGUAAUACGUUCUUGCUGCUAUGUUUUUUGAACAGAGGAUUUGGACGUGUUUUCAGGGAUUUUCGUCUUGUCGGGCACUCGUUUGCCAUAGGCGGUAGAUGCAGCGACGCCCAUUAAUAAGGAUGGCAGUGUACAUUCCAUAAAACGAACUCUCUCGACGAGUACGUUACGUCUCUUCUCCAACGAAGCGUUUCUCUUCUCGUAACUCUUCAACAUUUGUCUCCAAUAACUCGUUUUAUUGAUAUUGAUUUCACUUGCAGAUCUAUCUAUAUUGGUAUUCGACGCGGCGGCUGUUGAUGUUCUUGAAAAAUCAGCCAUCGUUCACAGAAAAUUUUGACAAGCUGAGACUAGGUUACUAGACGAACGUUAGACUUACAUCGUGAAGUGUCUUCCGUUAACUAUUAACAUCGCAGAUAAAAAUCCUUCAAAUUUCGAGUCACGAUGGCGCCGGUAUACGCACCGAAAGAGACAUAGCGGUACGAAAUGACAAGUGACAUGGCGAUAUAAAGUGAAAAUGGCUCGACAUUAUCGGGACUCGUCGGAAUCGUCCGUGUUACCGUCGCGCCGUUAUUACUUCAGAUUAGACCGAAUUUAUUUAAAUUAAACACGAUGGAAGUGAUAGGCGAUGCGAAAGAUGUCGCAAGACUUCGUCCUCUUGCCAUCGCGAUUCCAUCGAAGCAAGGUAUUGUGCUGAUGGGUCGCGAUUCUUCGCCAGGCACUACGAAUUCGCGAUCCGAAAUGCCCCUUUGUCCUGCAUAUCGCUUAUGCAAAGAGUCGAGAGGGCCUUAUCGUCCGCCCAUGCUUGAUACCGAACAUGAUCAGCAAAUCACGAUGCUCCAUGAUUUAUUGCAAGCAAUCAAGGAAGCUGCGUUAAGAUUGAUACAAUUAAUCACGAGCGUAGAAGUGCGACGGAGGAAAGACGCAGAUCCUCGAAUGCACAAUCCUGAUUCAGGACGAUACGAGAGUAGUCAACCGCGUAGUCCUGGAUCUGAAUUAAUCGCGACUACGUCCUCCUCGGUUUGUGCACUCUGUGGCGUGUCGCUUCACCUGGAGGAUUCUUCGAAGGAAUCGAGGCGAUUCGUGAUCGAUACAGAAAGAAGUGAUGAUUACAGUCACGACAUCUCAUCGAAACAUCUUGAUUUUGAUAAUAUUUUGAAAACGAUCUAUGAAAUUUCUCUGGCUGCCGAAAAGCAUAAAAAAGGCGAUAAUCUUUCUAUUCCUGGAAGUGUAUUAGACUAUUUUUUUUCCAAAGAGAAUGAUAGCAUUGACAUGCGCGCGAAAGGACAAGAGAAAAAAAUCUCUUCAAAAACCCAAUCGACUGAUACAAGUGAGAACGGAUUAAAGUUGUUGUUUGUACAACAAGCACCUUCCGACAGAACCACGAGUCAAAUACGUCAAGAUGAGCCUCAGCGGAAGUAUGACAGUGCAAAACAAGUGCCGAAAUACGUUAGACGGAUGAAGAGAUAACAGGUACUAUUUAUAAGCAAUCAUUGUUGUUUAUGUGAAAUAGCUAACAAACGCAAAAAUAAAAUCAAUGAAUCGUCA
Messenger RNA from Wasmannia auropunctata (little fire ant), 1546 nucleotides. RefSeq lists its product as uncharacterized. NCBI's taxonomy places the organism in Eukaryota, Metazoa, Arthropoda, Insecta, Hymenoptera, Formicidae. Bases 611 to 1468 code for a protein of 285 amino acids. The record is from RefSeq and is a predicted model, not a curated record. The transcript has 4 exons.